Closterium sp. Naga37s-1 is the source of this 543-nucleotide messenger RNA. The record is from the annotation of a GenBank genome assembly. Lineage: Eukaryota; Viridiplantae; Streptophyta; Zygnematophyceae; Desmidiales; Closteriaceae.
AUGGCAAGCAUUGGUGCUGCCUGCUGCCUGCUCCCCAUUCACCCAUGCUCGGCCCGCUCCAUCUCCUCGCUCACACCACACCCCUCGAUACCGCCGUCCCCUCGCCGCACCGACAUGCCCGCCGCCCUCUCCGCCUGGGUGUGCCUCGCGCUCAACGUCACCGCCGCCUGCCACCUCCUGCUGCUUCCCCCGCGCGGCUCCCUUCCAACCGCCGCGCAUUCCCGCGCGUCGAACACCGGCCAAUCAGACGCGGGCAGUGAAGGUGACCCGCGGGUUGACUUGGGAGGCGGGUUCUGCGCCGCGGGUCUGAGCGUCGCAGGCGCCGUGCUAUGGCCCCUUAUGCAGUCCACCGCAGGCGUCUCCAUAACCCUCUGCAUUUCUCUCCCCCCUCCUCCGCACCCCUCUCUCCCUCCUUUCGUUUCCCCCAGCAACUCACCCCAUCACAAGCUUCAACCGUCGCCAUCGUCUUCCCUUCGCAUGCGCUACCCCUCCCCUCUCUGCCUCUCUGUCGCUCUGCUUCUCUCUGCCUCUCUGCCUCUCUAG